Molecule: messenger RNA, 1803 nt
Organism: Gambusia affinis (western mosquitofish)
Lineage: Eukaryota; Metazoa; Chordata; Actinopteri; Cyprinodontiformes; Poeciliidae
Product: zinc finger protein 2 homolog
Exons: 2
Coding region: 75-905 (276 amino acids)
Biological process (GO): regulation of transcription by RNA polymerase II
Molecular function (GO): RNA polymerase II cis-regulatory region sequence-specific DNA binding; DNA-binding transcription factor activity
Source: RefSeq, a predicted model, not a curated record
GUAGCGGUUAGCUGAGUUAGCUUCUGGUGUGUCCCAGAGAGUGUCCAGGUGUGUUCCGGUUCUGUUCAGCAACAAUGUGUUCCGUUGAGCCUCUGAGAGAGUUUAUCAGAGAGAGACUAACUGCUGCUGCUGAAGAAAUCUUCACCCAGCUGGAGAAAACCAUCGUCCGGUACGAGGAGGAGAUCGACCGGCAGCGGAGACUGCUGGACCUCACCUGGAGACCCCGAACCCAGCAGAACCCCGCAGAACUCCAGCAUCAUUUCUUCAGCGAGGAGCUUCCCACUGAACGGGACAGCAGUUCCAGUCCGGACCGGGACGCACCAGAACCGGCGCCUGAUGACGUCUGCUCCAGGCAGGACGCAGCGCUGGUGCUGAAGCAGGAGACCGAGGCCAUCAUGGUGACUGUAGACUAUGAUGAUGAACCUCAACCAAGCAGCUACCAGCUUCUCUGCCAGAACCGCCCAGAGACCCAGAAUCGGAACCAGGAGGUGCUGAAGCCAAAGAAAACCAGAACUCCCAGCGACAGACUGGACCUUCUGUCACAGAACGCAGAUGGGAAUCUGUAUUCCUGUCCCAUUUGUGGGAAAUGUUUUGCCAAGAACAGCUACUUGACCAAACACAAGAGGAUCCACACUAGUGAGAAACCGUUCGUCUGCAAUCAGUGCGGGAAGGCCUUCAGCAACACCAGCUACCUGGCCAAUCACAAGAAGACUCACAGUGGCAUGAAACCGUUCGCCUGUCUCAUCUGUGGGAAAGUUUUCACCCAGCAGAUCCAUGUCACCGACCACAUGAGGAUUCACACUGGAGAGAAGCCCUUCCCCUGUGCCACCUGUGGGAAACACUUCAGGCAGAAGAGCAGCUUGAACAAACACCUGAGAACUCAGCACCAGAAGCUGGAGGCAUGAUGGGGUUCUGAACUGGUUCUGAGUUGCUGGCUGGUCCUGGAGGCAUCAGACUGCAGUGGGGCAUCGACAACUUUCCUGCUUUUAAACUCUACUUCCUGUUCUUCAGCCUCUCUGAGGAACACUCCCAGCUGAGCGGGAGACCAUAAAAACCACCAAAAAAUAUAGAUGUUAAUCUCUGUGUAAAGUUGGAGAUUCUAACAUUUACUAAAAAGACUUAGUUUUGAAAAUAAUGGUGAGAAUUCUGAGGAAAAAGUCUGAAGUUUGAGAGUUUGAAUUCCAAGAAUGAAAAUAUGGGUGUUCUGAAAAAAUGUUGGAUUCUGACUAUUUUUCAAAGAAGGAUGAAUUCUUAAAAAUAAAAAAAAAGGCAAAAUGAAUUCUCAUUUUAAAAAGUGAAUAAAGCAGAAAUUUACCAAAAAGGUAGAAAUUCUUUUUAAAAAUUACUGCAAGAAAGUUUAUAUUGUUAAGUCAAAAUUCUGAGGAAAAAAGUCAAAAGGCUUAAAAACCUACAAAAUGUUAACAAAAGAGCUAAAGUUCUUUAAAAAGAAAAGAAAACUGAAGUGGUCGUGGUUUUUGAGGGCGAGCGUUGUGAAGUGAUGCCAGGAAUCACUUUAAAACCUGCUGCAGGGGGAACUCUGGGAACUCUGGGAACUCUGGGAACUCUGGGAGCUCUGGGAACUCUGGGAACUCUGGGAACUGUGUGGCUCGCUGUAGCUGCAGUCACUCAAUCCUUGGUUAUGAUAUAUUUGCAUGUUUUUCAGACUGACAGAAGCUUCAUGGCCGUGUGGACUGUCAUGCGUUUCUUCUGUAAAUGUUUUGUUUUCUCAGACUGUAAAACCGAAUGUGCUGCAGCAGCAGAAAUAUUUAUUCAUAUUUGGUAUUAAAGGUCUGAUCUUGAAUU